AAAAAAAUUACGUUUAAAACAGAUUGGGAAGGGAAAGAACUUCACAGUUGAAAGUUGCAGAGAUAACCGAAACGCUGCCGUUCGGGGUGUUCCUGUGGUUCUCGUCUUCUGGGUUUGUCCCACUGUGCCAUCUGAGCUCGUAUCAGGGUGUUGAAAUCACUGUGGCAUUCCCACCUUAAAUGGGCAUUCCAGGUUUCCUACAGAGUUUCGCUUAUUACUAAGUUCACAAAGGGGAGAAUGCUCCUUUUGGCAAGACUCAAGAGUGGAACCAAUCAAUUUCAAACCCCUUUAAAUCUAAAGUUUUCUCUUGUUUCCGCCGCUAAAGUAUCCAGCCAAUGUGUAUCGUCUAUAGAAACGGAUGUCGACAUUGAUAGGAUUACUAGAAUUAUUAACAACCAUCCAUAUCCUGAUCAACCACUUCAACCGGCUCUUCUCCAGAAUAUCCCACCACCUCUUCUUUCUACCAGCUUUGUGGAGAAUGUUCUUGGUCACCUUUUCGGUGCCCAUUCCAAUGGUCUUAAAGCUCUUGAGUUCUUCAAUUAUUCCCUCCAUCAUUCCCAGUUACGUCCAAGUUCAGAUGCUUUUGAAAAGACGCUGCACAUCCUUGCCAGGAUGCGCUAUUUUGAUAAAGCGUGGGAGUUGAUGGAGAAAAUAAGUAGUAUGCAUCCUUCGUUGCUUACCCUGAAGUCGAUGAGCAUCAUGCUGUCAAAAAUCGCAAAGUUUCAAUCUUAUGAAGAUGUCCUUGUAGCAUUUGAAAAGAUGGAGACUGAUAUUUUUGUUGGGAGGAAGUUCGGUACUGAUGAGUUUAAUGUACUUCUUAGAGCAUUUUGCACACAAAGACAAAUGAAGGAGGCACGCUCAAUUUUCAUAAAGAUGCAUUCUCGGUUUUCACCCAACACCAAGACCAUGAAUAUCUUGCUCUUGGGGUUCAAGGAAGCUGGAGAUAUUACUGCAGUAGAACUCUUUUACCAUGAGCUUGCUAGAAGAGGCUUUAAGCCAAACAGUAUAACUUAUAAUAUUAGGAUUGAUGCUUACUGUAAAAGAGGUUGCUUUGCUGAUGGUUUGAGGCUUUUUGAAGAAAUGGAAAGGGCCAAAUUGUCGCCUGCAUUACAGACUAUCACUACACUGAUUCAUGGAGCUGGGGUUGUUCGGAAUCCAAUUAAGGCACAACAGUUAUUUGAUGAGAUUCAUUUGAGAAAUUUACUUCCUGAUACUGGGGCUUAUAAUGCUUUAAUGAGUUCACUUAUUAGAUCCAACGACGUGCAGUCGGCAGUUGCCUUGAUGGAUGAGAUGGAAGGGAAGCAUAUUAAGCAUGAUCAUAUGACUUAUCACACCAUGUUUUCUGGCCUGAUGAGAACAUCGGGUUUUGAGGGGGCUUCUGAUCUGUAUUACAAAAUGGUUGAUAGAAAUUUUGUGCCCAAAACACGAACAGUGGUGAUGUUAAUUAAAUUUUUCUGCGCAAAUCAUCAGCUUGAUUUGGGUUUGCACUUGUGGCGAUACCUAGUGGAGAAAGGAUAUUGCCCUCAUGGUCAUGCAUUGGAUCUUUUGUUAACAGCAUUAUGCUCCCGCAGUAGGGAAAUAGAAGCUUUUGAGUGCUCCUUACAAAUGUUGGAGAGAGGGAGGGAUAUGAGUGAAGCAUCAUUUCGGACAUUAGAGACUUUUCUGCUUCAAGCUGGUGAGACAGACAAGCUGAGUAAGCUUAAGCAGAUGAGACAGAAACUGCAUAAUCUGCUGGCCCAUUAAGAGCUCUUAAACUUUCUAUUCUUGCAUCCAGAAACAAAAGUAGUAUGGGCUCUGUGUUUUGCUCCCCCUCAUAAGUAUAUUUGUUGUCUCUUUUAUAUUCUUGAUAAAUUGAAUGUGGACCUUUCAAAUAGAUUCAAUAGAAACAGAUAUUUAGUGACGAAAUGCCAGUGUUCCCUACAAAAGGUGCAUUCGUGAAUUAUGGGGAAACACAUGUACUGCUUUGUUUAUUUUUCGUAACAAUCUUUCUAACUAAUUAAUUUAAUUAGCAAAAUUGUAUCUCACUAACUUCUCAUUGAUGUAUUGUAUAAUGAUAUAUUUAAAAAUGAAAAUGCAGUAAACUCAUAGUGGGCUAAUUAUCUAUUGAAUGAAGGUAAAUUGGACUGAUGCAAUUGCAUCUUGCAUGGUGAAAUACAUUGUAUGAAAAUUAUUGAAUUAUCAUAUACUUGUGGCUACUUGUUGGCUUUCUCUUAGACUCUGUAUGGGAUUGAAUUAUGUAACUGUACUGAAAUUAUAUAGCUUAUUUGUGGUAUCUUUCAAAACAUUGGUUUUGGUCUUGUGGUAUGGUUUUAUUGCUGAUAUGAUGCAUUCUGACUUGAUUGACAGCUAUAAUGAAUAGAUAGUGGACUCUUUGAUAAUGAAAGAUUGUUCAAUGCAUUCUGUCUACGCUGAUCCGUAGGAAGAUAAAAGGUUGAGAUGUAGAGAACCAUUUCUAAUGGCUAAGGUUAAUCAAUGGAUUUUACGACAAAGACAUAUUUGUUGUUAAAAAGUCCAUCUUCACGCCCCAAGGACAUGCUUUUAUAGCAUGUUCUUUAUAUAUGUUUAUAUUAAUUUUUUUCUUUUUUUCCCAAUUAUAUUUGUACUGAAUUUCUAUCCAAGUUUUGUUGAGCUUGUUUGCUGUAUGACUUUGCUGAAUUGGAUUGAAAUUUCUUCCCAAAAAAGCUGGCAGGUCCUCGAGGCUUUGGAUUGUACUCAUGAGCAAAGCUGCCCUUCUAGUAUGGGAAGUUGGUGGAACACCAGAUUAUAUGGGAUCAUGAAACCUAGUUCUCAAGGCUUUGGAUUUGUGUUUGAGUUUUGACAGUGAAGAAGUUGUAGAUUCAUUGUUAUGUAACUGAAUCAUGAUUGAUAUGAUGGAGGUGAGUAUUUUUAAAGGGUCUCCGCCUCUCCAGAUUAUAUGGAGGUGAUAAUCCGAUGCAAGAGUUGUGGGCGAGUCAAGCUGCCACAUUAUUACUGUUGCAGGGGAUGGGAAGUUGAAAUGUAUUAGAAUUGAUAUGGACUUUCUGUGUUGAGUCCGUUCCUUUGAAAGAUUGAUUCCUACAAAAUCUUGAGUGGAUCUUAGAAUCUUUACUUGGUUCAGAUUUUGGCUGGUCAGAAUUUAAAAUAAAAAAUAAAAAAUAAAAACCAGCAUGUAUACAGAUCCCCUUCCAUUGUUGCAUCCCCAGUUCCAUAUCACAAUGUGAGGUUGGGAUGAUUUGUUUUCUGAAAGCUGUUCGUGAUGGAGAGCAUGUUUUUGGUGUUGCUCACAUCUUUGCCUCCUUCAAUGAUACCAUCAUUCAUGUGACUGAUUUGUCAGGGAGGGAAACUCUUGUCCACAUCACUGAGUUGUGCUCUGCUGGACAAGUCAGUGGACUCUAGCGAGCAGAAGGAGUCGGUGUUUGAGUUGUCUAAGAGCGAAGAGGAGAAGGCAGGGGUGAAGGAGUGGAAGCCACCAGAGGUGAAGCCCAGGAGAGCAUCAGGGGUGAAGAUUGUGACCGGUUUGGCUUCAGUCAUGGAGGAUGAAAAUUGAAUUUUGAUCCUUCUUUUUCACUAUUAGAGAACUGCAAUAUCAUAUAUGCCUAUACAUGCCUAUAUGGUAGCCCAUAACCGUAUGAUCCCUUCUAUGUUUUUCUCUUUUUGAUUUAAGGGUCACAAUUUAUUCAUAGCAGUAACUAGUUUUUGAAAAGAUCCCCAGAACAUUUUUGCUUGUUUCAAUUUCUGUAAUGAGGAAGAUGAUCACAUUUGGGGAAGAAGGCAAAAAUUUGUGUCUUUGUAUUAUGGGCAACAUGGUAUUUUCAAUUAAAUCCGAUGCUGUUGAUGUCACAGUUCAUGUCA
Rosa rugosa (rugosa rose) is the source of this 3831-nucleotide messenger RNA. RefSeq names its product pentatricopeptide repeat-containing protein At3g61360. Gene Ontology annotation, molecular function: protein binding. The record is from RefSeq and is a predicted model, not a curated record. The transcript has 5 exons. The coding region runs from base 238 to 1743 and encodes 501 amino acids. Lineage: Eukaryota; Viridiplantae; Streptophyta; Magnoliopsida; Rosales; Rosaceae.